Messenger RNA from Effrenium voratum, 1182 nucleotides. NCBI's taxonomy places the organism in Eukaryota, Dinophyceae, Suessiales, Symbiodiniaceae. The record is from the annotation of a GenBank genome assembly.
AUGACUUCCGCCUCCAAAGUUCCAGAUUUGGACAAUGACGAGGAGCGCAUGCCGGUAAGACCCUCAGGAGGACGCCCAACAGGUGAUGAACACUGGACUCGCAAAAUCCGCAAGGAGGUGCAAGACUUGCAGUCUGAGGUCAACCUCCUGAAGCGGUUUGUCGCUGACAAGGGCUUUGAUGUUUCAGAUGCUUUGCAGGGAACUGCGACAGGUCAGAGCAGUCAGGGUACCAGUGGUUCGGGAGGGAAUGGCGGAGAGGACACCAACAAGGACAAUGCCGACGAGCAGGACGAAGACCCAGAUGACAGUGAACCAGAAGACGGGGGAGAUGACCCUUUUGAGAGUCAGUGCUUCAUCACCCUGUAUGCGAAGAUGAACUUUUCUUGUGUCAAUUUGGUUGUUGCUUCAAACCUCACCAUCUUCGUGAACCCGAAGUGGAAGAUGAAGACCUUUACCACCAUGUUGAGUGGCCAGGUGAAGAUUUCGCCCAACUGCUUGAGGCUCAUGAACGUCAAAGGGGAGACGCUCUACUGCUCCUUGUCGUAUGAGGACAACAUGGUGAGGGACUUUGACACCAUCAGUGUCUCCAUGGAGCUGAAGGGAGGUGCGCGGACCACUAAGAAACCGAUGUUUGUAAAGAAGGAGGAUGCCUUGAAACACCUGAAGGACAAAUUGGAGGCCACGCACAAGGUCAAUGCAAGCACGGAGAUUGACCAGGAGAUGUCUGAGACUUUCCACGCGUUGGUCAAUGAGUUGAAGCUAAAACAGCACGAGUUUGAGACUUUGAGAACCAGGAUUGGACAGAACUUCAUUACCAUUUGCCUACGACACCUUGACACAGAGAGCCUCUCAGUUCUCAAAACAUUGUUUACCAAUGUCCCUGGCACCAAGAACCUGACGAACGAUGAACGCGCUGCUCGUGCUGUCCAGGUCCUCUUUCCAACAGUGAAGUUGGUUCAGAAGUAUGUCUCCGUCCUUCAGUCCAUAGAGAGUGAGACGACAACAGCCCUUCUCCACAUGUUUGUUGAUGAGUUCCACAACUUCAACGCACAGGCUGGCAUCUUGAACAUAGACGGUCAGUCCUUCCUGGAAAAGGUGAAGCAAGAGUUAUCAAGCCGGAAUGACCGCCAACCUGCUGACCUGAAUGUUGAUGCUGUCUCAUCCAACUGCAUUUUGCAGUGA